UUGGAGGUCAUCUAGUCCAGUAACCUGCUAACGCAGGAGACCUGUACUAGGGAUUCGAACGGACGAACUGCCGACCGGGAAAAGGAGAUCCCCUGCUGCUAGGGCGGGACAGCUCUCCCAACGAACGUCCAUGCGAAUUCGACGGAUGUUUGUUUAUUUGGCGGGCGGUAGGUGGGACUUCCGUUCCCUUUCACAGGAAGUCUCGAGGCAUCGCUGCAAAAGCUUUACCAGCUCCCGUCGCGAUGAUUGGACAAGUCGACCUUUUAGACCCCCCUCGAUGUGACGUCCUCCGGCGGGGCCUGUCGGGAGUUGUAGUUUUCCGGCUGGAGCACGUGCCCCCAAGGAUAAGCAUGAACGGGAAGCCGAAGCGGCGGCCGGCCCUGCCGGGAUCGGCCGCGAAGAAGCGCGUGAAGCGGCAGAUUUGCGUGGAGUUCUCUGCCGCCCUGAAGGAGCCGGCCUUGAAGGAGAAAGUGGCCGCAGCUUGGGCCAGCCAGGAGCCGCUUCAGCAUGAGGCAGUCACUCUGGAUCCUGGGCCUUUCCCCCACUGUGUUAUUCCAGGUUUCAUUCCCAACGAGGACUUCCUGGAGAAGCUGCAGAGGGAACUCCUGAGCCUAGAUUUCCACGAAAAGUGUAAUGAUCUGUACAAGUUCAAACAGUCAGAUGACCUAAAGAAGAGAGGAGGGCCCCACGUAGCAGCAUUAAGAAAAAUUCUUUUUGAAGAAUUCCGGUCUUGGCUUUCUGACGUGAUCCAGGUAGAGCUGGAACCAACCAUUGAUCUGUCUUGUGCUAAAUAUGAAUAUACAGAUACCCUGCUGUGUCAUGAUGAUGAGCUGGAGGGGCGGCGAAUCGCAUUCAUCCUUUAUCUUGUACCCCCUUGGCAUAAGCACGAUGGGGGCACUUUGGAUCUCUUCUGUACAGAUGAUCAUUUCCAGCCUUUGCAGAUUGUCAAGUCUUUGGUCCCUUCCUGGAACUCGCUGGCUUUCUUUGAAGUAUCACCAGUCUCCUUCCACCAGGUGUCUGAAGUCGUUUCCAGAGAGAAAUGCCGCCUGUCGGUGAGCGGCUGGUUUCACGGCCCCUCGGUUGCGAGGCCGCCACGUCAUAUCGAGCCACGGAUUCCACGAAGCCCCCAUAUCCCCCGUGAUCACGAAAUCUUGUAUGAUUGGAUCAAUCCAGUUUAUUUGGACAUGGAUUCCCAAGCUCAGAUCCAGGAGGAAUUUGAAGAUCGAUCUGAGAUCUUGCUGAAAGACUUUCUCAAGAGAGACAAGUAUGAGCUGGUUUGCAAAGCUCUGGAGAUGGAAGGACUCACCUGGAGCAGCAGAGGGCCUCCCAACAAAAGGCAUUACGAGAAAGCAGAGGAGAAAAGCUUGCCAGCCACUUUAAGAGAGUGCUUGGAGCUCUUGCGGUCCGAGGCCUUGUUCUUGCUCCUUUCCAAUUUCACGGGCCUGAAACUGCAUUUUCUAGCCCCAGAGGAGGAAGAGGAAGGAGGGGGAGAGACUUCUGAAAGCUCACAAGGACCCAGCAGUCAAGAGGAAGCUGGCAAUGUCGACUGUACGGAGGCACCAGGGAGCAUCCCCGAAAAUGAGGAAAACCAAGAGAAUGGCGUCCCACUUUGCGCUGGAGAACUGAGACGCUGGAGGAAAGGAUGCUACACACUGAUCCACGAUGCCGAAAGGGCAGAGUUCGCCCUGGAUCUGCUGCUCUUCUGUGGGGGAGAAGAUUGGGACGUCGAAUCGGGAGGCUUCACUUCCUACAUUGCAAAAGGUGAAGAUGAAGAGAUGUCCAGCCUUGGGAAGCAGCUCACGGCUCCUUCUUAAAAGGCUAGAAAACCGCUUUACCUGUAUGUGACAGCUCUGCAUGCCACUUGAAAAGCAGGAUAUCUUGGUGACCUUGGCCUCAUUAUCAUGCAAGGGGAUAGUGAAGUAAUAAAAGGAAUCUCGGUGCCCAGAAGGGUGUUGGAUCGGGGAAACUAUGCAAAAUUGGAGCAGAGGGUGAAACAAUCUUAACUAUUCUACAGCAGGGGUAUCAAACUCGGUUUCAUGGAGGGGCGCAUAAGGGUUGGAUUUGACCUCAGGAGGCGGGUGUGGUUGUGGCCAACUCAUCACUCGUAUUCGUGGCAUCUGUGGUGGCCAAGUGGUAAGGCAGGACUUCCUUCAGACCGUCCCUCACUGUUGUUAUCUCCUUCCUUCUUUUUCCUUCACUCUUCAUUCUCCUGUUGUUUUUAGUUUGGUUUGCUAUCCCUUUGCCAGCGAAAACAGAACUCGGGGGAUGGAUGCAUGCAGGGGUCCCAGGCUCCGUUUUCGGCCACACCAGUGUCCUGCAACCCUUUGCCAGCGAAAAUGGAGCUGGGGGUGGGGGGCA
This is a messenger RNA of Thamnophis elegans (Western terrestrial garter snake), 2358 nucleotides long. RefSeq names its product 2-oxoglutarate and iron dependent oxygenase domain containing 1 (gene OGFOD1). The transcript is spliced from 13 exons. Gene Ontology annotation, cellular component: cytoplasm. Lineage: Eukaryota; Metazoa; Chordata; Lepidosauria; Squamata; Natricidae. Bases 243 to 1814 code for a protein of 523 amino acids. The record is from RefSeq and is a predicted model, not a curated record. Gene Ontology annotation, molecular function: iron ion binding; peptidyl-proline dioxygenase activity; L-ascorbic acid binding. Gene Ontology annotation, biological process: peptidyl-proline hydroxylation; regulation of translational termination.